Messenger RNA from Eremomyces bilateralis CBS 781.70, 2025 nucleotides. RefSeq lists its product as uncharacterized. Gene Ontology annotation, molecular function: phosphatidylinositol binding. The transcript has 4 exons. The record is from RefSeq and is a predicted model, not a curated record. Lineage: Eukaryota; Fungi; Ascomycota; Dothideomycetes; Eremomycetales; Eremomycetaceae. Gene Ontology annotation, biological process: retrograde transport, endosome to Golgi. The coding region runs from base 1 to 2025 and encodes 674 amino acids.
AUGUGGGACGACGAGGAGGACAACAACCCAUAUGGCUCCUUUGCGCAGAGGGAGCCAGCCCCGUUGCCUACCCAUCCAGACUCGCCAGAGGGUACGAACUCAGCUGUGGCUACCUACAAUGCCUUCGAUAACGCUAAUAUGUCUCCAGAGGCGUUCCAUACCCAUGGUACCCCGCCUUCGUCAUCUCCAGAAGCGCAACAGGAACCGCCGGACUACGGGUCGCAUUCACUCAGUGAUGUCGAUUACAAUGAUACGGAGGCCGGCAGGGAUCCCAUCGAACCGAAAAAGGGUGGGUAUGACAGUCGAAUCGAGCAGAUCCUAUACGAGAAUCCCAACCUACCGAUCAUAAUCACCACCGCAGGCAAGAACGUGGAGAGCGGAGGCAGCUAUAUUGCGUACGCAAUUCGUACCGGCGACCUCGAAGUUCGAAGAAGAUACUCCGAGUUCGCUUCCUUGCGACAAACGAUUGUCAACCUUCAUCCGACCCUGAUCAUUCCUCCCAUCCCCGAGAAGCACAGUAUGGCGGACUAUGCAGCGAAGCCGACCAAAGCGAAAGAGGAUGCGGGGAUCAUUGAGCUCCGGAAACGGAUGCUUUCGGUGUUUCUGAACCGCUGUAGGCGGAUGAAAGAGGUCCGGGAAGACGGAGUGUGGUGGCGGUUUCUAGACCCGAACGCCAGCUGGCUGAUUGAUUUACUACAGUCCGAAGUUAUGCGAACGCCUCCUGUCUCUAAUCUUCCGAAAAACAUCCUGAAAUCGCCGCCGUUGGACGCAGCAAACCCCAGUCCAGGCCACAACUACCUUCCCAUUCCAUCCGUAUCGGCCAAGCUGAGGGUGUCCGGCUCAAAUGCAAACACAGGCACGCCCACCUCGCCCUCAUCGUAUGACGAGCAACCGUCAACAGUAGCUCAUACAAUUCCAGGUCCACAAGUCGGUCGGUUUCCUCCGUCAUCUCAGAACCUCUCCGAGGAGGAGCUAGAUCCAUACUUUGUCAAUUUCGAGGCUUCCUCGAAGGAGUUGGAAUUGCUGUUACAGGGUAGCAUGGAGAAGGUCAAUCGUCGGACACUCGCGCAUUACUCGUCGCUGGCCGACGACAUGGCCGAGCUGGGUGCCCGAUACAAUGCGUUUUCUCUGUCGGAGCAAUCACAGGGCCUCGCCGUAGCGAUCGAGAAGGUCGGUCAGGCGGCCGAUGCAACGUUCGUUGCGACCACCGAGCUUAGCUCUUCGCUGAGCGCCGAGUUUGCCGAGCCAAUGCGAGAGAGCGCACAAUUCGCGGGUGUAGUUCGGAACGUGCUGAGGUACCGGGUGCUCAAACGGAUCCAGCAAGAGAUGACGCGCGAUGAGCUGGAGAAAAAGCGGCUUCAUCUCGAUAAUCUAGAACGAAGCGAAAUGGAAUCUCAGCGACUGAAUCACUACCUCGAAGGGGCGGGACCGUCUUCUGGGACGCGACAAAAGCGGUCAUUUUCGUCCGGUAGCGCAUCCAGCCGCGGGAGGACGGACAAUGCGGAGACGGCGUCCAUCGACUCCGAUUUUCCUCCCACGCAUGGCGACUCGCCGCCAACCUCAAGGCAAGGUGGGCCGCAAGGGAACGAGUCCCCGGCACAUCGGAAGAGUCAAAGCGGAGGGUUCAUGGCGAGUACAUUCGGCCGCAUCGGGCAUGCUUGGCAAGGGUUCACGGAUGCAAAUCCGGAGAGGAACCGGAGAGACCAGAUUGGGAAGACGAAGGAGUCCUUGGUGCAGGCGAGUGCAUCGAAUUCCGGAAAAUGGUUCUUCUCGCUAACCGUUAUAAAGCUCGAACAAGCUCUCGUCGUCUCGGAGAAAGAUGUGGGGGAUGCCAGUUCUGGGGUAUUAAAGGACUUGAAGCGGUUCCAAUCUGAGAAGGAAGAAGACUUGAAAAGAUAUAUGACUAAUCGUUUUCCGCAGAUCGCUUUCGCGAGAUGUCACAUUGACUGGGCGAGACGCAGUCAGGCUGCCUGGGAGCAGGCCAAAAACGAGGUGGAGAACAUCGAGGUGACCGAGGGGGGAUGA